Megalobrama amblycephala (Wuchang bream) is the source of this 1011-nucleotide messenger RNA. Its product is annotated as gastrula zinc finger protein XlCGF7.1-like. The record is from RefSeq and is a predicted model, not a curated record. The transcript has 3 exons. NCBI's taxonomy places the organism in Eukaryota, Metazoa, Chordata, Actinopteri, Cypriniformes, Xenocyprididae. Bases 79 to 1011 code for a protein of 310 amino acids.
GUUAGUGAGUGUUUUUUGUUGUUGUUUGAACAAGUUUAUUUAAGACCAUUAACUCAGUUAAUUAUUCCCUUCUUAAAGAUGGAGUUUAUUAAAGAGGAAACUGAAGAAAAUAAGAUUAAAGAGGAGAGUGAAGACAUGAAGAUUGAAGAAACAUUCAGAGUGAAACAUGAAGAAACUGAGGAACAAACAGACCUAACGGUACUGAAAGAGGUGAGUCAUGAAAUUAAUGAAAUGGAAGAAGAGAAAAAACAAUAUGAAAAACCUGAUUUCAAGACUGGGAAAAGAUCAAUACAGGCUAAAAGGACCUCCUUACAAAAAAGAGCUCAAAAGACUGGAAAUAACAGUUAUUUCAUUUGCCAACAGUGUGGACAGAGUUUUGAUCAACACAGAAACCUUCACGUUCACUUGAAAGUUCAUGCUAGAGAGAGCCCCAUCACUUGCCAACAGUGUGGAAAGAGUUUCACACUUAAAGAAAACCUUCUAGUCCACUUGAGAAUCCAUAGUGAAGAAAAGCCUUUCACGUGCCAACAGUGUGGAAAGAGUUUCGCUGUGAAAGUAAACCUUCAAGUACACAUGAGAAUUCACACUGGAGAGAAACCUUUUACCUGCCAGCAAUGUGGACAGAGAUUCACUGUAAAAGGAAACCUUAUAGCCCACAUGAGAAUUCACACUGGAGAAAAGCCUUACACCUGCCAACAAUGUGGACAGAGUUUCAGUCAAAAGGGAAGCCUUACAGCCCACAUGAGAAUUCACACUGGAGAGAGUCCAUUCACCUGUAACCAGUGCGGACAGAGUUUCAGUCAAAAGGGAAACCUUAAUGAACACAUGAGAAUUCACACUGGAGAAAAGCCAUACACCUGCCAACAAUGUGGAAAGAGUUUCACACAUGAAAGAAGCCUUAAAGGUUAUUCUCAGGAUUUAACCGCUAAAACUAAUUUUCAGGUGACUGAAUACCUUAAUUCCAGUAGUGGCCCGCCUGUGAUAAAACACACUCUGGCUGAAAACAGAUAA